Umbelopsis ramanniana AG is the source of this 2835-nucleotide messenger RNA. RefSeq lists its product as uncharacterized. The transcript has 11 exons. The record is from RefSeq and is a predicted model, not a curated record. NCBI's taxonomy places the organism in Eukaryota, Fungi, Mucoromycota, Umbelopsidomycetes, Umbelopsidales, Umbelopsidaceae. Gene Ontology annotation, biological process: tRNA modification; alanyl-tRNA aminoacylation. Bases 101 to 2503 code for a protein of 800 amino acids. Gene Ontology annotation, cellular component: mitochondrion; cytoplasm. Gene Ontology annotation, molecular function: alanine-tRNA ligase activity; ATP binding; aminoacyl-tRNA deacylase activity.
ACAAAACACUAUUGUUCACGAACGCCGGCAAGUGAAUUUAUCAUAGUACUGUUAUUGCACGGAAUCUUGGUCUAAACUUUGUUACGUACGUUGAAUAGGUAUGGUGCCGUUCAAGGAGCACUUCUUAAAGCCCGAAAGCGCACCGUUCAAGUCUGCGACGUCGUUGCAAAAAGUCAUUCGAGCUGGAGGCAAACAUAACGAUUUGGAUAACGUGGGAUAUACAAGUCGACAUCAUACGUUUUUUGAAAUGCUUGGCAACUUCUCAUUCGGUCGAUAUGAUAAAGCUCAGGCUAUCAAGUAUGCUUGGGACUUUUUACGCAACGAGUUAGAGAUGCCUGUUGAUCGCCUGCGCGUCACGGUUCUCAAUUCAGACAAGGAGUCUUAUGAUAUAUGGAAGAAUGUUAUUGGUUUACCUGAAGAUCGAAUUAUUCCCUUGACAGAGGAAGACAAUUUUUGGUCUAUGGGAGACGGCGAGGGUCCAUGUGGUCCGUGCUCUGAGAUUUUUUGGGAUACAAGGGAUAUGGAUGCGUCUGAUGAUGAGCGAUGGCUCGAAGUAUGGAAUUUGGUAUUCAUGCAGAAUUUCCGACAUGCUGAUGGCACCCUGUCAUCGCUUCCUACACUUUGUAUCGAUACCGGCAUGGGUUUAGAGCGUAUGGCAAGAGUGCUUCAGUCGAAGCAAAAUACUUUCCAGAUUGAUCAAUUCCAAACCCUGGUUGGUGGCAUUAGGGACUUGUUGAAAUCUGAGAACUUGCCAAACACUAAUGAUGAAGACCCCAGUGUUCAUGAAAAAAUUAUUGCCGAUCAUUUGAGGUCGAUGUCAUUCAUGAUUGGAGAUGGCAUUAUUCCAAGCAAUGUUGGUCGAGGCUAUGUUUUACGACGCAUUAUCCGCAGAGCCCUUCGCUCUGGCCGACAACUUGGCUUCAAAGAGCCGUUUUUGACCAGAUUGUAUCCGUAUUUAACGGCUAAUUUUGGCACGGAAUGGUAUCCAGAAUUAAGUGCCAGAGCUGAAACAAUUCAGAACAUCAUUCAGAGCGAAGAGACGAUUUUCUUCGCCACACUGGAAAAAGGACUUGGUCUGCUUGAGUCUGUUUUCGAACAGCCUAAAUUACAAAACCAAAAAGAGAUUCCAGCAGAGACUGCGUUCAAACUGUAUGACACCUAUGGGUUUCCUCUUGAUCUGACGGUUAUCAUUGCUGCCGAGAGAGGCUGGCAUGUUGAUCUUCAAGAGGUUGAGAAGCUACAAGACAAACAACGUUCUCAAGGAAGAGAAUCAUGGAAAGGAGGUGAUAAUCUUGCGAAAGGUCGACUUUCUGAAUGGAGAAAUCAGCAAAUAUUCCCAGAGUUCACUGGAUACGAUCACAGUCUUUUACACCAAGAAUCACAAAUAGUGGCUGUUGAUGUCGAUACCAAGGCCAAAACCCCUCAGGUUUUAUUGUCUAUCGACCCUUGUCCAUUCUAUGGUAUGGGUGGUGGUCAGGUACCGGACGCCGGAUCGAUUACACUGGCCAAUGGGCAAGAGUGGGAUGUUGUUGAUGUGUUUCAACCUUAUGAAGGAGGUCUGGCUAUGCGUAUCCAGCCCAAGACCAACACCACUUUCAGUCAACAGCUACUUCAAGAUGAAGAAUUUUUGAAAGUCGGCAAUUUGGUUAAAACUAACGUGGAUGUACGUUUGCGACAAGGUGCAGAGAUUCACCACACAGCCACGCACCUUCUUAACGCUGGACUCCGCCGAAUACUUCAAGCUGAUGUUGUUCAAGCAGGUUCCGCUGUGGAACCUGCUAGAUUGCGCUUUGACUUCACGUAUGGCAAACCCGUGUCUUCUAAGCAGUUACAGCAAAUUGAAGAUUGGAUCAAUGAGGUUGCUUUGACCGACGCAAAAACCAAGACUCGCCAUUUUCCAUUGCAAAAGGCUAUCGACGCUGGUGCCAUUGCAGUGUUUUCCGAAAAAUACAGUGACCUCGUCCGCGUGGUUGAGGUUCCAGAAGUGACCAAAGAGUUAUGUGGAGGAACGCACGUAACCAGUUUACGCCAAUUAUACCCUUUCAAAAUAGUCAGCGAGAGUUCUGUAGCGGCUGGCACCCGACGCAUUGAAGCCAUUGCGGGCCCUGCCUGUAUCGAGUGGUAUAGAAACGAAUACAGGUUCAUUCCACCGGUCCUUAACGCUGUUCGAGCCAACUCGUCCUCUGAACUGGGUCCCAAAGUGGACAAGCUGUCGACGCAGCUACGCGAUACCCAGCGCCAGCUGUCUCAUGUCACUGACAAGCUUGCUCAGGCUGACCCCGGCCUUCCUGUUCUUUCCACGCUCUACAAAGAUCACAAAGUCAAAGUUCAUCAAAUUGAUGCAUCGCUGGAUGGUGGGUUUAUGCUUCAACGUGCCAACUAUUUGAAGGAACACCAGAACGAGGAUAUCCAUGUGCUUGUCAGCAAUCAUACCGUGAUGGUAGCUGUGAAUCCAAAGUCUGUGCGCGAUGUUACAGCGCAAAACGUAAGUUUAACACUUUAAAAAGGGGGAUAGCAAAUGGCCUAUAGUAGCUCAACAUUCCGUUCCUUCUAUUUUGAUUUAAGGUAUUGAAACAAGUGUUGACAAAUAUCAAUGGUAAAGGGGGUGGCAAGAAUGAACUCGCGCAGGCGCGACUCCUAGACAACAAGCUAGAGCAAAGUGAACUGCAAGCCAAGGUGAUUGAAUCGCUGGGGAAGUAGAGUGGCACUAUGAAGCCCUUCAGUUAUUUGUUGCCUUUAUGUGUUACUGGGCUUUUUUUAUUAGCACUGCACAUUUUAAAACGCUACAUGGAAGAAUAAAUCAUAGUAAAUAUUACAUCAACUGCAGUGCUAACA